Rotaria sp. Silwood2 is the source of this 474-nucleotide messenger RNA. The record is from the annotation of a GenBank genome assembly. NCBI's taxonomy places the organism in Eukaryota, Metazoa, Rotifera, Eurotatoria, Philodinida, Philodinidae.
AUGAAAAUUUCUAAAACAAAAAAGAAAACUGAAAAGAUAAUUCCAUCAAGUUUAAAUGGUAUUUUAAAAUGGAUAAAAGAAUAUCGUGAUCGUUUUUCAAUUGAUAUUGAUAAAUUCGAACAAACAUCUCGUCAAUAUCUUGCUAGUAAUGAUUUUAAAUCCAAUGAACAAUCUCAAAAUAAUAAUAAUUUAAAUGAUAAUAAUGAUAAUAAUGAUGAUGAUGGUGGUUGGACAGUUGUUUCACGUUCAUUAAAAAAAACUCGUCAACGUAUGAUAUCAUCAACAGAUAAAACAUUAAAUCGUUUACGAGCAAAACAUAAACGUUCAAAUGAAAAAAAAGAAUUAGUAAAUUUUUAUAAAUUUCAAAUGACUGAUAAAAAAAUUGAUCAACUUGAACAAUUAAAAAUGAAAUUUGAAUUAGAUAAAGAACGUAUUAUACAAAUGAGACAACAACGAAAAUUUAAACCUUUUUAA